Molecule: messenger RNA, 366 nt
Organism: Guillardia theta CCMP2712
Lineage: Eukaryota; Cryptophyceae; Pyrenomonadales; Geminigeraceae
Exons: 3
Coding region: 1-366 (121 amino acids)
Source: RefSeq, a predicted model, not a curated record
AUGCCCAAGGACCGGCGUGACCGUGACCCGACCGAUGCCGGGGAGGACUUGAAGCAGGCGAGCUCUGACCAGCAGCAAGCACCGAGUAAGGUUGUCAUGCGCCGUGGAAAGCUUGGAGGAUCGACGCUUGCAGGCUGGCAGAUCGGCAGGGCUAGUAGCUCGAGACUCGCAUCGGAGAGUGGCGCUCAGGAAAGUGAGCGAACUUUUGCGAAGAUGGUAGACUGCAAGACCCUAUCCUGCGACUUGAGCGAGUAUGUCCCGCGGCUGUGCAAGCCGAAUGUUCCAGCCGAAUGUUCUAGCAGUGCUGGUUACUUUUGGUCUUGUUUUUUGUGUUUGUUUGUGCAGCUUCUCGCUGUGGCGCUGUGA